This is a messenger RNA of Sphaeramia orbicularis (orbiculate cardinalfish), 2376 nucleotides long. It is a transcript of the gene slc6a5, whose product is annotated as solute carrier family 6 member 5. Gene Ontology annotation, biological process: sodium ion transmembrane transport; amino acid import across plasma membrane; nitrogen compound transport. Gene Ontology annotation, molecular function: amino acid:sodium symporter activity. NCBI's taxonomy places the organism in Eukaryota, Metazoa, Chordata, Actinopteri, Kurtiformes, Apogonidae. Gene Ontology annotation, cellular component: plasma membrane. The record is from RefSeq and is a predicted model, not a curated record. The coding region runs from base 1 to 2376 and encodes 791 amino acids. The transcript has 15 exons.
AUGUUCCAGGAUUUUUCUGACCAGAGAGACAUGGCCAAGCCACCGGCCGGCGCCUGCGCUCCAACCGGCUACAUCCCGGUCCAGCAGCAGCAGCAGCAGCCCGACGGAGCUGCGGGACUUACUGCAAGCAAACCGGACAACACGGCCGUGUGCCCCCCGCCUGCCCCCCACCACCACCCGGCCCCUCAGCCGCCCUCCGCGCCCUGCAACGAGAGCAAAACUUUUUGUCCCACGGAAAAUAAACCGGGAGAACCGGAGAGCAACAAAGCCUAUGGGACGUUUAAAAGCGCCGCCCCGGCUGUGCCCCCGGCCGUGGCUGCGAACUCGGCCUUCAGGAAGGAUUCGGCCGGUUCGGUGCGCGGGGGGGCCGCCCAGUACGGAGACCCGCUCCGGGCCACCGCCGAACAGAACAACACCGCGGGCAACUGGACGGCUAUGAGCCAGACCACCAUCAUACUGGGAACAGAUGGAAACACGUCUGUUCAGCCCAGCUCCGCGGUGGGGGCUGACGAUGAUGACGAGGGGGGAGAUGAGAAUAAGGCCAGAGGAAACUGGUCCAAUAAACUGGAUUUUAUUCUGUCCAUGGUGGGCUAUGCUGUGGGACUGGGAAACGUUUGGAGGUUUCCUUAUCUUGCCUUCCAAAAUGGUGGAGGCGCUUUUUUGAUCCCAUACCUGACAAUGCUGGGCAUUGCCGGGAUCCCAAUCUUUUUGCUGGAGGUCUCUCUGGGCCAGUUUGCCAGUCAGGGGCCCGUGUCAGUGUGGAAAUGCAUCCCAGCUCUGCAAGGUUGCGGGAUUGCCAUGUUGAUUAUAUCUGUCUUGAUAGCCAUAUACUAUAAUAUUAUAAUGUGCUGGACACUGUACUACCUGUUCGCUUCGUUGAAGGGCUCACUGCCAUGGGCUAACUGUAGGAAUGAAUGGAACACGGUGGAAUGUAAGGACAAAGACAUGCUGCUGCUAGACACGUGCAUCCUGCGGGACAGAAACAUCACCUCCAUCAAGAACUCCACCUUCUGUCUGUCAGCCAACGCUGUGGGGAACCUGACCAGACUGAUUAACAUGACGACGGACAGCAACAAGACCUACGUCAGCCCCAGCGAGGAGUACUUCAAGUACAAUGUGUUGCACAUCUCCAAAGGGAUUGAAUAUCCAGGUGACCUGCGCUGGCCUCUUGCGGGCUGCCUUUUCCUGGCCUGGCUCAUCGUCUACGCCUCCUUAGCCAAAGGAAUCAAGUCAUCGGGGAAGGUGGUUUACUUCACCGCCACAUUUCCCUACGUGGUUCUGGUCAUCCUGUUGAUCAGAGGCGUGACGCUGCCCGGCGCCGGUGACGGUAUCCUCUACUUCAUCACACCCAAGUGGGAGAAGCUGAAUGAUGCCAAGGUGUGGAAAGACGCAGCCACUCAGAUUUUCUUCUCUCUGUCGGCUGCGUGGGGAGGUCUCAUCACUUUGUCUUCCUACAAUAAAUUCCACAAUAACUGCUACAGAGACACAAUCAUAGUGACGUGUACCAACAGCGCCACCAGUAUAUUCGCUGGCUUCGUCAUCUUCUCCGUCAUUGGUUUCAUGGCUCAUGAGCUGAAGGUGCCAAUAGAGAAAGUAGCAGAUGAAGGUCCGGGUAUUGCCUUCGUUGUGUAUCCUGAAGCUUUGACCAGACUUCCGUUGUCUCCGUUCUGGGCGAUCAUCUUCUUCCUCAUGCUUCUGACUCUUGGCCUGGAUACCAUGUUCGCCACCAUUGAGACCAUUGUAACCUCCGUGUCCGACGAGUUCCCCAAAUACCUGAGGAAACACAAACCUCUGUUCACCCUGGUCUGCUGCAUGUCCUUCUUCAUCCUUGGAUUUCCCAUGAUCACAGAGAGUGGGAUGUACAUGCUGCAGCUGGUGGACACGUUCGCUGCUUCCUAUUCUCUGGUCAUCAUCGCCAUCUGUGAGCUGGUGGGAAUUUCCUACCUCUACGGUCUGCAGAGGUUUUGCGAGGACAUUGAAAUGAUGAUUGGUUUCCAGCCGAACCGCUUCUGGAGACUGUGCUGGGCCUUUGUGACUCCGACCAUUCUGACAGGCAUUCUGGGGCUGAGUCUGUACCAGUGGAAGGUGAUGACAUAUGAGGACUACACCUACCCCACCUGGUCCAUGGUCCUGGGCUGGCUCAUGGUCAUCUGCUCCGUCAUCUGGAUCCCCAUCAUGUUCGUCAUUAAGAUGCACCUCGCCCCUGGCACCAUCAUUGAGCGUCUGAAGCUGGUCUGCUCCCCUCAGCCUGACUGGGGUCCUUUCCUGAUGAAGCACCGUGGAGAACGCUACAAGAACAUGAUCGACCCUCUUGGAACCAACUCCCUGGGCCUCAAACUGCCCCCCAAGGACUUCCAGCUCGGCUCCUACCAGUAG